AUGAAACCAAAGAAUCACUUCAAGCGCUUGUCAUGCUUCCUCUUUGGACCACCUGGUACCGGGAAAACCAUGAUUGCAAAAGCCAUUGCAAACGAAGCUCGAGCUAGUUUUAUAAACGUGUCCAUGUCCACAAUCACUUCAAAAUGGUUUGGCGAAGAUGAGAAGAAUGUGAGAGCUUUGUUCACCUUAGCAGCCAAAGUGUCUCCAACUAUUAUAUUUGUGGAUGAAGUGGAUAGCAUGUUGGGGCAGAGGACAGGAGUUGGAGGGCAUGAAGCUAUGAGGAAGAUUAAAAACGAGUCCAUGCCACAUUGGGAUGGGCUUUUGUCGAGUUCAGGUGAUAGGAUUCUUGUUCUUGAAGCAACAGAGGAGAGAGUCAUAACGUUGAAAGCUUUGAGCAUGGAAGACAUGAGAAUAGCUAAAAGCCAAGUAAGUCAAGGCAACUUAGUGGUGUUUGAUGAUCUUGUCACAACAAAACUUACUGAUUUGCAUUUGCAGGUUGCUGCAAGUUCUGCAUCAGAAGGAGCAGGGAUGAACGAACUGUAUGGAGAAGGAGGCUCCAGGAAGAAGGAACAGCUUUUUUACUCCCUCUAA
Brassica rapa (field mustard) is the source of this 591-nucleotide messenger RNA. RefSeq lists its product as uncharacterized. Gene Ontology annotation, cellular component: mitochondrial outer membrane. NCBI's taxonomy places the organism in Eukaryota, Viridiplantae, Streptophyta, Magnoliopsida, Brassicales, Brassicaceae. Gene Ontology annotation, molecular function: ATP binding; ATP hydrolysis activity. The record is from RefSeq and is a predicted model, not a curated record.